This is a messenger RNA of Punica granatum (pomegranate), 2550 nucleotides long. NCBI's taxonomy places the organism in Eukaryota, Viridiplantae, Streptophyta, Magnoliopsida, Myrtales, Lythraceae. The record is from RefSeq and is a predicted model, not a curated record.
CCAAAAAGCAGAAUUGUGCAGGACCAGGCGGGCAUCGGCCAUGGCUUUCGAGGAUGCAAAGGGGAGAAUUUUUCACUGAUUGAAUCACCCGACAUAACAUUGUUUUCCUCAAAAAACCUCUACUUCCUCCUCCUGCAGCCUUCACGAGCAACAACAACAGCAACAGCAUCAGCAAUUUCUCGACAACGAGGAUCUGACAGAAGAGUUCUGAGCAAAGUUUUGAGUCUUUCCUCUCUUUUGGCUUCCGUGAUUUUCUGCAGUCGGGUCGAAAGUUGGGACCUUUGAGCUUCGAUUUAUGGAGGCGUGACAUAAAUCUGUUCAAGGGUUUCUGGAAGCUGAUCAGGACUGGUGAUUUUAGGGCUUGCUCUUCUGACUACUUCUUGCACAACUGCGGUUUAGUUCGAUGCAGCAAACCUCGCAUUGAGCUGCUCUCUGGCUUCAGGUCAUUUCACUUCGUUUUGGGUUGGGUUUUCUUAAACUGGGUCAGGAGAAGACGGCUCCCUGAUGGAAUCGGAAUGGUGCAUAUUGGUUCUUGUGGGAUAUCGGGGAAUUUAGUGUUGCAGCUUUAGGGAGGUGGAAGGUCCUAAAAUUAUAUGAAGUAUGAUCAAGCAGAUACUCAGCAAGCUUCCUCGUAAAUCUUCAAAGUCGGGUGACAGUCGAGACCAUGGCAAAAACUCUAAUCCAUACUUUGAAUCGUCUAUCAAUUCGAGAAGUGGUGAAUUAGGAGUCAGUGGCUCGGGGAGCUUUAGCCUCUCCUUGAGUUCAUCUAAUACUCAUGCUCCUGAUAAGGGAGCUAUUCAGGGAGGCAAAGUUCCAAGAGGAGCUAACUCGAAGUUUAAUGGCAAUUUGGUGUCUUCUUCUUAUGAAGCAUUGCCUGGGUUCAAAGACGUGCCAAACUCUGAAAAGCAGAACUUAUUCAUCAGGAAGCUGAGCUUGUGCUGUGUUGUGUUUGACUUCACUGACCCAACAAAGAACCUCAGGGAGAAGGAGAUUAAGAGACAGACUUUGUCUGAGCUAGUGGACUAUGUGACUUCUGUUAACGGAAAGUUCACAGAAACCGUAAUGCAAGAGGUUAUAAAGAUGGUGUCAGCAAAUUUAUUUCGGGCACUCACCCCUCAGCCACGUGAAAACAAAAUUGUAGAAGCUUUUGACUUGGAAGAAGAGGAGCCCUCCAUGGAUCCUGCAUGGCCGCACUUGCAACUUGUUUACGAGUUCUUCUUAAGGUUUGUUGCAUCCUCUGAAACCGAUGCUAAACUUGCCAAGAAGUACAUUGACCACUCUUUUAUCCUCAAAUUGCUGGACUUAUUUGACUCAGAAGAUCACCGAGAAAGGGAUUAUUUGAAGACAAUUCUCCACCGUAUCUACGGCAAAUUUAUGGUGCACCGCCCAUUCAUUCGAAAAUCCAUAAACAACAUUUUCUACCGUUUCAUCUUUGAGACCGAGAAGCACAAUGGGAUUGCUGAACUUCUUGAGAUCCUGGGCAGUAUUAUUAAUGGGUUUGCUCUGCCUUUGAAGGAAGAGCAUAAGCUGUUCCUAGUCAGAGCUUUGAUUCCUUUGCACAAGCCCAAGUGCUUGGCUAUGUACCACCUGCAAUUAUCAUAUUGCAUCACACAGUUCGUGGAGAAAGAUUGCAAGCUUGCUGAUACUGUCAUCAGGGGCUUUCUGAAGUAUUGGCCUGUCACGAAUAGUUCUAAGGAAGUGAUGUUCUUAGGCGAAUUGGAGGAAGUAUUGGAAGCCACUCAGCCUCCAGAGUUCCAACGCUGCAUGGUGCCGUUAUUUCGCCAAAUUGCGCGUUGUUUGAGCAGCUCGCAUUUUCAGGUGGCAGAGAGGGCUCUCUUUUUCUGGAACAAUGACCACAUCGAAAAUCUAAUCCAACAGAACCGUAAAGUCAUACUCCCGAUCAUCUUCCCUGCACUUGAGAAAAAUGCCAGAAGCCACUGGAACCAAGCUGUCCACAGCUUGACCUUAAAUGUGAGGAAGAUCUUCUACGACCUUGACCCCGAUCUAUUCAAGGAAUGCUUGCUCAAGUUCCAAGAGGACGAAGCCACGGAAGACGAGAUCAGAGCAAGACGCGAAGCUACAUGGAGACGUCUGGAAGAAGAGGCUGCCAAGGAGGCCACGAGCACUGAAGCUGUGCUUGUCCCUGCUCCAAAAUUGUCUUCUCGAACCUCUUCAGGUUAGUAAACUGGUAGUUUCAAGUGGGCUUUGAUUUUUUUGAUUAGAUGCGAUUGAUCAGAUCAUACAUGGGCAUGCUUCGAAGGGUUCGAUGCUCUUGGGACUAAAAAUGUAUAUUGGCUUUUACGGAAAGAGCUGCUCACAGAUUGAAAACAUCAUGUGAAAUCAAUCCGUGUUUUGGGAAAUCUUGGAUGCCAUUUUGCUUUCAAAACACAUGGUGUCAUGAACCAAUGUUCGUAUCAGCAUUAUUUGAAAAUGCAUGUGGCAAUAUUAUGACUUUGCUAACUAGUUCAGUGCUGGAUAUAUUGAAAUGUCUUGGAGAAUGUUGGGGCUGAUGUUGCUUAAUCGAUGAUACGAAGAGAGAAGUUCUAUCUA